AUGUCCCGGCGAGGCGCGGCGGGCCCCGGCACAGUGCGGUGCCGUAAGCCGGGCGCCGCAAAGUUCUCCAAGUGGCGAACGCUGCUGGCGCUUGGCUUCCCCCGACAAUACGGGGCACUGGGCCUUGGUAGCGAGAUGGGGUGGCCGGCGCCCCCAAGGGGCGUGGGCAUUGGAUUCCCCAGCACGGGAAACCGGGCACUCGACCGUGAAACUUAUUGGUCGAUAGCGUUUAUUUUCCACUACAGCCUCGCCGUUCGGGCGCUUUACCCAUUAAAAAACGCGCCUUAUUUGAAGGCGCUCGGCUUCGCCAACCCAAUAAGCAGCGACCGUAUCACGGGGAAGCCCGAACAAAGCCGGACCUGGUGCCGCAAUUGUGGAAAUUUUGGUUUCCCAAACAAAGAACUUGGUGCCAGACCUUGGCGUCGCGUUGGGGCAAUUCCAAGCAACCACUGCGCCGAACACGCAAACAAGGUCACCAUGUGUGGCGCAGGGGUGGGUGAAAGAAAAAACACGCAACGAACGGCCCGAACACGGUUCCGACCAACCCCCCAAAAAGCGACGUUCCCAACCGAACCACAACGAAUCAACCAACAACGGUUCCGCUACAUAAGAUACAUCAUCUACAGAAUAGUCUCUAUACAUCUUUUCUCAUAA
Trypanosoma grayi is the source of this 654-nucleotide messenger RNA. RefSeq lists its product as hypothetical. The transcript has a single exon. The coding region runs from base 1 to 654 and encodes 217 amino acids. Lineage: Eukaryota; Euglenozoa; Kinetoplastea; Trypanosomatida; Trypanosomatidae. The record is from RefSeq and is a predicted model, not a curated record.